Arabis nemorensis is the source of this 663-nucleotide messenger RNA. NCBI's taxonomy places the organism in Eukaryota, Viridiplantae, Streptophyta, Magnoliopsida, Brassicales, Brassicaceae. The record is from the annotation of a GenBank genome assembly.
AUGGCUUAUGUUGGGCAAAGUCGAAAUGUUAUUCGUCAUGUAGUUUCCAAAGGAACAGCUUUCCACAAGUAUGAUAAUGCGAUCCAUCAUCCUCUUCUUUUCGCCUGUCAAGGAGUUCGAUACAGGAAAUUGGAAGUUAUUCUUACAACGGGCAUAGAGAAGCUUGGGAAAUCUGGUGAGACGGUGAAAGUGGCUCCUGGGUACUUCAGGAAUCACCUUAUGCCUAAACUCCUUGCUGUGCCCAACAUUGACAAGUAUGCUUAUCUUAUCCGAGAGCAACGCAAGAUAUAUAAUUAUCAAGAAAAGGAAGAGGUUAAGGUGGUUCAUAAAACUUCUGAAGUUCAGACAAAAGAGUAUGAAAAGGCCGCAAAGCGCCUGGGAAAUGCCAACUUGGUACUGAGGAAGUUAAUUGACAAGGAAAAGUUCAAAAACCGCUCCUCAAAAGACGACAAACCGGAUGUUCAAAAACCUGUGACAAAGGAGGAGAUAGUCUCUGAGGUGGCGAGACAGCUCUGUGUGAAGAUUGAUCCGGACAAUGUGGUUCUACCGGAGCCAUUGACAACUUUUGGUGAGUAUGAAGUGCCUCUGAAAUUCCCCAAGACUAUUCCUUUGCCACAAGGAAGUGUUCAAUGGACUCUCAAAGUCAAAGUCCGUGGACAUUAA